Molecule: messenger RNA, 2220 nt
Organism: Xyrauchen texanus (razorback sucker)
Lineage: Eukaryota; Metazoa; Chordata; Actinopteri; Cypriniformes; Catostomidae
Product: claudin-4-like
Exons: 2
Coding region: 7-1122 (371 amino acids)
Biological process (GO): bicellular tight junction assembly; cell adhesion
Cellular component (GO): plasma membrane; bicellular tight junction
Molecular function (GO): structural molecule activity
Source: RefSeq, a predicted model, not a curated record
UUCAACAUGGGGAGGAUUGCUAAAGAAGUGUCCGGACAGACCCUAUGCUUCAUUGGUUUUGUUGGCAUAUGCAUCUGUUGUGGCAUUCCCAUGUGGCGUGUCACUUCCUACAUUGGUGCCAACGUUGUUACGGCUCAGAUCGUCUGGGAUGGCUUGUGGAUGAACUGCGUAAUGCAGAGCACAGGACAGAUGCAGUGUAAAGUUCAAGACUCAAUCAUGCGACUGACCCAGGACUUGCAAGCGGCACGUGCGCUGAUCAUCAUCGCAAUAGUGAUCGGCAUCGUUGGGUUGCUAUUGACAUUUGUUGGGGGGCAGUGCAGUAGUUGCCUGAAGAGGGAAUCCUCCAUGGCCAAAGUGCUGAUCCUGGGUGGCAUCCUCUGCAUCAUAGCUGGAGUAAUCUGCCUUAUCCCAACUGCGUGGUCCGCAAGCUAUACCAUUUCCGAUUUCCAGAACGUUCUCACCAUCGAGACCCAGAAGAGAGAGCUUGGAUCAUCCAUAUAUAUUGGCUGGGGUAUCCUCGGCCUGUCUCUAGGUUUAAUUGGCUUCCUCGGAGCUAUCGUGGUUUGUGCCCUUCCUAUGUGGAAGAUGUCGGCCUUCAUCGGGGCCAAUAUCGUGACCGCGCAGAUCAUCUGGGAGGGCUUGUGGAUGAACUGUGUGAUGCAGAGCACUGGACAGAUGCAGUGCAAAAUCUACGACUCACUCUUGGCCUUGCCCCAGGACCUACAGGCCGCUCGGGCGCUCUUGAUCAUCGCCAUCAUCGUCUGCUUCUUUGCGGUCAUCCUGGGGAUUGCCGGUGGGAAAUGCACCAACUUUGUGGAGAAGGAAGACACGAAGGCAAAGGUGGCGAUCGCCAGUGGUGUCAUCUUCAUAGUGGCAGGAGUGCUGGUCCUUGUCCCUGUCUGUUGGUCGGCUAACACCAUCAUCAGGGACUUCUACAAUCCCAUUCUUGCCGAUGCCCAGAGGAGGGAGAUGGGGGCUUCGCUUUACAUCGGCUGGGGUGCAGCUGCAUUGUUGAUCCUUGGAGGAGGUAUUCUGUGUAGCUCCUGCCCACCCAAGGAAGACAACUAUGUGGUCAAGUACUCUCAGCCACGGUCCGUUGCCACCAGCAGAGCCUACGUCUAAAAGGACAUAUGCCACACAAAGGCUAUUUAUAUGCAAAGACUCUUCAUUCUUAAAGCCUCUUUGUUCCCACCUCUGGCUUUUUCUCAGUUCCAAGGAGAAACACGAAAAGGACAGUGUCUGAUGGCAUAAGUUAUUUACUGAGAUUUUGUGCCAUGAUUAUACAGAGAUCUCUGAGAGGUUAAAAAUCAAUGUAUGUUUAUAAUGUGAAGAGAGGAAUCAAACUCAGGGAAGUGACAGGGAUCUAAAAUCACAACUAUCAUUUAAAAUAAAAUAAAUUGUUAUAAUUUAUGUUUGAUCUGACCAUUGCAAUGUUUCUGUAAUGGAAAAAUCCAAGAAAUGUAAAUGUGCAUAAAACACAAUAGAUACAAUUUUAUACAAUGUUCAUUAUCAUACUUAUAAAGUUUUCUUUUUUCAUUUACAUAAAUUAGCAUUUUUGCACAGAAAUGUCUUGAUUUGUCUCACUAUUUGUUUAUUCAAAUAAAUGUUUGACCUCAUUGAGAUUGCACUGACCUUCUGUCAUGAUAGAAGAUUUCAAGUAUUGAGGAUUCACACAUUAAAGAAAAUAUUACAGAUCAUGCUCACCUCUGACAUGGACAAUACUGUUGAAAAUGGGGGAAAAUAUUUUCAUUGUGAGUAUUUUUGUCCUUUUUCUGGCAAAAAUAUCUAAACUUCCUUAAAACACAAUUAAUUCCUUGGGAAACAGAUUGGCAUAAGAUAUUAAGUAUUGCUUUCAGGGAAAUAUAACCAAAUUUGGUGGGGUUUAAGCUUGCUGCAAGAAAAAACUAUUUGCCAACAAAGUAUGAAAAAUAAACUUGCUUGCCCUUUGAAUCCAUUUUUUUUUCUUACCCGAUUUCUCUUUUUAAGCGCAUAAACGUUAUACAAAUGUGUUGUAUUUCCUUAUCUUGAUUGUCUUUCUCUAUUUCUCUAUCUUUUGUUUAAAGAAUGCUUAGAUAGUUUUACUUAAAAACAAGACGAGAAUCCUUAGUAACAGCAUGAUUUAUUUCAGUGUGUUGACAAAGCCAAAAAGGUUGAGCAAUUUGUCUGUGGCACCUUGUGAAAGAUUCAAUAAGCUUCAAUAAAAAAAUAAAAAAUCUGUCA